Messenger RNA from Megalops cyprinoides (Indo-Pacific tarpon), 1953 nucleotides. Its product is annotated as death effector domain-containing protein-like. Gene Ontology annotation, biological process: apoptotic process; extrinsic apoptotic signaling pathway via death domain receptors; regulation of apoptotic process. The coding region runs from base 507 to 1730 and encodes 407 amino acids. Gene Ontology annotation, molecular function: protein binding; DNA binding. Gene Ontology annotation, cellular component: nucleolus. Lineage: Eukaryota; Metazoa; Chordata; Actinopteri; Elopiformes; Megalopidae. The record is from RefSeq and is a predicted model, not a curated record. The transcript has 6 exons.
UUUAGCCGAUGAACGAAAAUGGUCGUGUCUACGGAGGUGUAGACUGUGAACGAAUUAGGACAAACCGUAAUUAAAUAAUGUUUUUAUGAUAUAAUUUUUUAAAACGCUUAGAAUAUUGAAGACACUGCAACAGAAAAGAAAGCACCGGAGAGUUUGAUGUAACUUUAAUCUACUGUUAGCAGUGCACUAGUACCGUUAGCUACUCUUCAAAUGGCUAGCUAACGCUUUAGCGCUACCUAUAUAUUCAUAAGUAAACACACAUCGGCUGUGAUAGCCUCUUCCUAUUUGUAGCAACACUUUGAAGCAUCGCGGUUGAAAUUUCUGCAAGUUCAAAGGAGCCUGGACAUGUAUGAGGGUUUGAUAACUAGGUUGUUUGGAGGUGGACAUUUGGCAAGAAACAGACGGUUGAUGAAGUGAGUUGAACACCAUUUAGAACGGUUUUUCUGGGGUCUGCUGCAUCCCCUGUCCUCCCCUCUCCUCUUUUCACCCUUUCCUGGUGCAGAGUGAUGACAUCACAACAUCACCCGCUCCCCCAUGCUAACACCAACCCUCCCCUGCUCAUUUCCCGGUACUCCUCAGCCAAUCCGGUUAGGGCCCCUACACAGCCUAGCCAGAUAGACUCCUCCCACAGCACCACUGGCUCCACCCCAAACCGGGGUAUCACAAUGGGGGGAAUGGCCUCAUCUCCCUACCAUGGAAGUUCUAGUGGAGUGAGUGUUAACAGGGGUGUGCCAUCAAACUCUGCUGCAUCUUCUCUGUCCCGGAGAUGUCUAACAGGGCGGUUUGAGCCCUGGCCUGAGGAAGCUGUGGAUAAUGCGUAUGGACUGUACUCACUUCAUCGUAUGUUUGAGAUCGUGGGCGCCCAGCUCACGCACCGCGAUGUGCGGGUGCUGUCCUUCCUCUUUGUGGAUGUCAUCGAUGAAUAUGAGCGGGGUGGCAUUAGGAGCGGUCGGGACUUUCUGCUCGCACUGGAGCGACAGGGGCGCUGUGAUGAGACUAACUUCAGACACAUCCUACAGCUGCUCCGGAUCAUCACGCGGCACGACCUGCUGCCCUAUGUCACGCUCCGAAAGAGGCAGACUGUUUGUCCAGACCCGGUUGAUAAAUACCUGGAGGAGACAUCAGUGUGUUAUGUGUCCCCCAGGGGAGGAGCAGGGGAAAGCAGGGGUGUUGCACCCCGCAGGAGGACAGGUCCCCAGCCAAUUAUCCACUGCUCCCCGUCAGGACCUCAGGUGUGCUCCCCACGUACCAAACCUGGACCUGCAGCACCCAGUCGCAAGAGGAAAAGGACCCACGCAUCUGCUGACUGCCGAGAGAAGCAGACUUGCGAUAUCCGCCUGCGAGUGCGUGCAGAGUACUGCCAGCACGAAUCUGCACUGCAGGGCAACAUCUUCUCCAACAAGCAGGAGGUGCUGGAGAGGCAGUUUGAGAGGUUCAACCAGGCCAACACCAUCCUGAAGUCACGGGACCUCGGCUCUAUCAUCUGUGACAUCAAAUUCUCAGAGCUCACCUACCUGGAUGCUUUCUGGCGGGAUUACAUCAACGGCUCCCUUCUGGAGGCGCUGAAGGGCGUUUUCAUCACAGACUCUCUCAAGCAGGCUGUGGGACAUGAGGCUAUCAAGCUCCUCGUCAAUGUGGAUGAGGAAGAUUACCAGGCUGGAAGAUGCAAACUGCUGCGCAACCUGGUGACUGCAGGGAGUGCUGGGGGGAACAGAGAGAUUACAUCAUAGCCUGGUGGCUGUAGGGAAAGAUGGAGGGAACAGAGAGAUUACAUCAUAGCCUGGUGACUGCACGGAGUGCUGGGGGGAACAGAGAGAUUACAUCACAACCUGGUGACUGCAGGGAGUGCUGGGGGGAACAGAGGGAUUACAUCAUAACCUGGUGAUUGCAGGGGGUGCUUUGGGGGAACAGAGAGAUUACAUCUAGGGCUGGGCCCGAAUAUUCAACUAUUCG